Molecule: messenger RNA, 1997 nt
Organism: Cicer arietinum (chickpea)
Lineage: Eukaryota; Viridiplantae; Streptophyta; Magnoliopsida; Fabales; Fabaceae
Source: RefSeq, a predicted model, not a curated record
CUCCUUUGUAACCCAUUCCAUUUUCUACAAACCUUACCUUACCUUACCUGCGACUUCUAGCUGCGCUGUCCCCAUUAGAGUGUUUUUAGUUUUAACUGGUAUAUUACAAUUAUGUGGCAUUGGCUACAAAGAUCCAAUGGUACUUGGUAGAACUCUUGCAGAACUUUCAUUGAAGUAAAAUGGAGCAUUAGAGCUCUUACAGCAAAACCAGAGUCCUAGACUCCUAAUCCAGAGAAAGAGGCUCCUAAACCAGAGAGGAACCUCUCCUAACCAAUUUCUAACAACUUUUCUGAUCCUUUCUUCAACCCCUUCCUUCUUUCUUAUAACAGCAAUCCCUUUAAAUUAAGGAAUGACUAACUAACUCUUAUUCUCUAUUCAGCCCAUCCUUAGCCCAAUAUCCAGUAUCUUAUUAGUGCUGCUUUUGGGUUAGAUGUGCCCUAAUUGGCAAACCUUUUCCAGGAGUUCUGGAAGUAUUGUAACCCUCUCAUCAAUUUAUUCUCCUUUGACACUAAUUUGAAAUGUUGAGUUGGACAUGCCUCCAUGCAAUAGUGCCUCAGUAGAAUGUUAACAGCUCUAUUUUCGAUGUCAUUCGGUUAAAUUUUUUCUCUCAACCUGAUGGCCCUCUGAUGGGAAACGGUUCCUUUAAGUCCUCUUUAUUGAUUCCAGGUAUAAAAGAAGGAUUGUAUCUUGGUCCACCACAAAAAGAAAAGCUUCCCAAGAAUUCUCAACAAGGAUCUGUAUUGGUUGGGGCAAUUUCAUAUGGAAAACUAUCAUUUGCUGAUCAGGAUGAGCAAAAUAAUCCAGAAAAGCACCCUGCGUCAUGUCGGAUUUCUUAUGUAGUUCCUCCAAAUAAGGUCGACGAGGACAAGGGAAAAGGUUCUUCCUUAUCUACCAAAAAGAUUGUUUCUGAACGUAUAAAAGAAGAGGUAAGAGAUGCAAAAAUAAAAGUUCUGGGAACCCUAAAACAAGAAAGUGAUGAAGAAUGCUUGGAGUGGAAAGAGCUAGCUGCCUCGCUUAAAUUGGAAUAUCCAAAGUACACUCCAUUACUUGCAAAGAUUUUGGAAGCUUUAGUUUCUAAGAGUAAUAUCAAAGAUAAAAUCCAUUAUGAUGAAGAGGUGAUUGAUGCAGCAAAUGAGGUGAUUGACAGUAUUGACAGGGAAGAGUUGGCAAAAUUUUUUUCCCUAAAAAAUGACUCAGAAGAUGAGGAUGCAGAGAGUAUCAGGAAAAAGCUUGAGUCUACCCGAGACCAAUUAGCAGAGGCACUGUACCAAAAGGGGCUUGCUCUGGCAGAGAUUGAAACUUUAAAGUUGGCAGACUUGACUUGGUGUAUAUUGUCAAAGGAUUUGGCUGCAACCGAAGGUGAAAAUCAAGAUGUGAACAGUGAUCAAUCUUUAGAUGAUGGCAGUCAUCCAGACUUGUUUGAAGAGAAUUUUCAAGAACUGAGGAAAUGGGUUGAUGUAAAGUCAUCUAAAUAUGGAAUCCUCACAGUAACACGGGAGAGGCGUUCUCAAAGGCUUGGGACGGCAUUGAAGGUACUGUGUGACAUAAUUCAAGAUGAUGCAGAGAAUGCCAAGAAAUUCUAUGAACUAAAACUCUCAUUGCUUGAUGAGAUUGGAUGGAAACAUUUAGCUACAUAUGAGAGGCAGUGUGGAUGCUUGUACGUUUCCCUCCAUCUUUGCCCCUUUUCUAGCGCCUACCUAUUGGAACUAAGUUUGACAGCAAUGGCAGGACUGUGAAGCCAUGUCCUCUCCUUAAUAAUUUGUGAGGACAAACAUAUAACAUUAUUUUUCGAUCUUUUAAAUGUAGAACUGAAAUGUAUGACUUAUCCUUUCCUUCUUUUGCACAUCUUGACUUAGCUAUGGGUCAUGGUAUGUGGCAAAUGGCAACUUCGACAUUCAAGUGUAUUUUAAUCCUUCCGUGUGGCUGCCACAUCAAGAGAUUGUUAAUCUCCUUUACAUUUAGUAAGAGUAUUGAAUAAAGAUAGUUUUCUCUCGUUU